AUGAGGGCUGUGCUUGCUCUCCUUGCAGCAUCAUGGGCGCACGAUCUGGAGGAGGUGGUUUUUGAUGAUGACGGCGGAGGUUUGAAUUUGCUUCAGAGGAAGGACAGGGCAGUGCAGGAGCUCAACGAAAGCUCAACGUGGCAAGGUGCUCGAGAGACAGGCAACAUUUGUAUGUGGUCGAAUUGCGAGCAACGCCUUGGGCCAACGGAGUGUUACCACUUUCGGUGCGUUUGCCAGAUGGACUUUGUGUACAGCGAGCGCGUCAAACAAUGCGUGCAUCGUUAUACCCCAGAAGGAAGAGAGGUCGUGCUGCCGCAAGACACUGGAGCCACCUGCUACUUCAAUGAGUGCAGUGGCAAAUUCACAGUUUGCUCAGAUUCCAAGUGUCUUUGCAUCCCUGGUUUCAUUUAUCUUGCGGGUCAAGGAACAUACGGAGGUUGCCAGCGAGACCCUAAUCUUUUUCCACCCGACCAGCAGUGGUCCCAAAGCGACGAUCUGCACAGGUGGCAGGAGCAACAGCAGCAGCAACAGCAGCAGUAUCAGCAGUCAACAACCCCUUCGCCUGAAAAGUCUCAGUCCUCGUGCAGUCGGCAUCCAAAGUGUUCAGGAUUGGCUGGAGAUUGCUGCCCCAACGAAUUGGGAUUGAGCUUGGCAUGCUGCAACAAAUAG
Durusdinium trenchii is the source of this 669-nucleotide messenger RNA. The record is from the annotation of a GenBank genome assembly. Lineage: Eukaryota; Dinophyceae; Suessiales; Symbiodiniaceae.